Rhododendron vialii is the source of this 1257-nucleotide messenger RNA. RefSeq lists its product as uncharacterized. The coding region runs from base 361 to 1149 and encodes 262 amino acids. The transcript is spliced from 2 exons. The record is from RefSeq and is a predicted model, not a curated record. NCBI's taxonomy places the organism in Eukaryota, Viridiplantae, Streptophyta, Magnoliopsida, Ericales, Ericaceae.
AUCGCACCAGGGAGAGGGUAGAAAGUGGAGAACUCCACACACGGCGGAAGAAAUUAAAAAUAUAUAUUCGCCUCCUCCUCUGAUCGAUGUGUCUGCCCUAAACCCCAUUCAAUUAUCAGCUCUGUUCGUUUGUUGCUUGCAAGUUCCUUUCUUUGCCUGAAGCCUCAAAAUUGGUAAGGUUCAAGACCUCUCCUGAUCUACCGUUGUUUAAGCUUCUCCACAUAAUCCUUUUUUCGUCUUGUUUGAUUACCAAUAAACGAUUUCCGCCAUAAACAACCCCCUCACAAUCCCAACACACACACACACCCUCCCGCUCUCUCUCUCAUCUUUGGGAUUUGGAGGCGAAAGUGUCGCUUUCAGAUGACAUCCAUGCGGGUGCGUUGCGCCCAAAAAGGCGGAUAUCCGCAGCGUCAAUCUUUUCCCAGACAAUUGAACGAGAAAUACAUAUUGAUGGAUAACAAGCGGCACCAAAAGAUGACACAACGCUGCCGUUUGAGUGUUGCCGCUAAACUGGUCGGCGAAGGCACGAACACAUCCUCUAACAAAUUCGGUUUGGAUUAUUUGAUUCGUUCUGAUCAUCGUACCCGUGAUGACUGGACGGAGAUCAGCAACGCAGGCUCAAACAAAAGAACCUUUGACAAGGAGGACGCCAACUCUGAAAAACUCGACCAAUGGAUGAGAGACUCUGUUGUAGAGAUUGUGAGUAACAUUGGCGAAGCACCUUUGUUGUUGCACAUAUAUUCUGAUGAUGAAAGGAAGGAAUCUUCAUCAAAGACAUCUAAUAGAUUGGUCAUAGAGAAAGCUGUUGCCAAGAGCUGGCCUAUAAUUAAGGGAAGAUGGAAAGUGGGAAGCCCUGUUCCAAAUGGUGUUAUUUUGGUGGAAGAACUUAAAAGCAAAGAAGAUGCUGUUAGUCAUGAUGAAGAAGACAAGUGGAAUGAUGCAGACAUUAACAACCAAUUGGACUCCACAACUAAAACAUGGGGUGUGCUCAUUCAAGCUAAAGGGCUUAAUUACACUGCUUGUUACAUCCUAAGGACUUGUCGAGUUCAAACCUUUUUUGGGGUUUGCACCCACUUUUAUUUAGUAAGGGUCAAUUGCUUUGUAGAAAAUGCUGACACUCAGCUGAAGAAAAUGUGGUUGCAAAGAUGAUGCAUCUGUUUGAGGUUCAAUGUUGUGAUUCUCUUGUACAUUUUGUUUUUGGAUUCAUUCAACAUGAACACAUGAAAAUUUAUAAAAACUUCAGUUAUAUUGUUAUUC